Pocillopora meandrina is the source of this 8411-nucleotide messenger RNA. The record is from the annotation of a GenBank genome assembly. Lineage: Eukaryota; Metazoa; Cnidaria; Anthozoa; Scleractinia; Pocilloporidae.
AUGCUACAAGGUAAGGCCUUGUUCAGAUUGUAUUCACCGUUAGGAAAGACUUCAAAGUAAACUUAAUGUUUUAAGGCCUAAAAAAAUUCUUUUCGAAGAUGUUGGUUUUUGUCGAUUUUACCUACCGAGUCGUGAGUUUUUUCAAUUUGUGGAAUGUUUGAAAAUAUCUUUGUAGGUCUUAUAUUAAUCUUCUGAGUAUAAAUGCCCUAAAAAUAGCUAGUUGGUUUUUGUCGAUUUUACCCACCGAGUCGUGAGUUUUUUCAAUUUGUGGAAUGUUUGAAAAUAUCUUUGUAGGUCUUAUAUCAAUCUUCUGAGUAUAAAUGCCCUAAAAAUAGCUAGUUGGUGACUUUCUGCAAAUGCCAAUGAGGGUAAAUCAGAUAUACCUGUAGCUUAAAGAAUUGCCAUGCUCAAAUUUUAUUUUAUUUUCAGUGAAUGCUACUGAAUCAGAUAAGAGAGAUUUGAUCAAAGAACUCGACACAAUAAAGCAGCUAAAGCCACACCCUCACGUCAUUAAACUUCUAGGAUGUGUUACCAAGUCUGGUGAGCUAUUUUAGUUGAUUGAAUUUGCUGUUGAGAAAUGAGUUUACUGUUGUUUGUCACAAGGGAAAAAAAUGGAGAAUACAGGGGAAAUUCGCUCGUCUCUUACGGUUUUCAACAAAUAACGCUUUGAAAUAUAAUUCUGGGAUAUUAGAUGGUUGUUCUUUACCCAUCUGUUUUAAGUUGGUCGAAUUUGUUUAAACUUUAUGGUCAAAUUUAAGAAAAAUGCUGGAAUUAAGUCUCUUGGAAGUGGCAAGAACUUCGGAAGUCAGCUCUGUUCGAGUCUUAGAGUUACAUGUUUCCUCGACCAGCAGCAAAUAAAAACCUGUUUUUCUUGAAAAAGAACAUUAUAAAGGGUUCACGAAAUGCCCUCUUCCUGGAAGACAAUUUGAUCUAAGUACGAAUAUGUUCCUUUUGGAGAUCUCCUGGGCUACCUGAGAAAGGGCCGUGGAUUAAAUGACAAUUACUACAAAGACCCGAAGUGAAGGUCGUUAUUUUGUAACAUAUAUAUUUUAAUGGCGUUGUGGUCUCUUUCAGGUGGCUCACCUUACCCAAGAAUGGACGGAAAAAUAUUGCAAACAUACUUCAAGAGGGAUACAGAAUGCCUAAACCACUACAUGUGGAUGAAAAAUUGUAAUGUUUCUUUUAUUCGAUUCGUUCUCUUUUAUUGCAAAAGCAAACGUUCCUUAAAUCUCUAACAGGUCAAUUUUGAAAAAUUCCAGGUAUCAGAUCAUGAUGAAAUGCUGGAAGAAUGACCCAGACGCCAGACCAACUUUCACGGAGUUGAAAAAUCAGCUGAAAGGCAUGGAAACCAUGCAUAAGGUGAGAAUUGUGAACAACAUGAAAUUUUUCAUUUAAGCAAGGGCGACUGGCCCAGGCUCAGCUAAUUAAGGCUUUAAACUUAACAGCAUUGAGCCUAGAUAGCGUAGUAAUAUGUACUCAUUUCUGUAAUUUUUGCGAAGGUUGGAUUGCAUCUUCUUGUUAUGUCACUGAAGCUAGUACUCCACGAAAAACAGCGAGAAGCGACCUAGAAUGUCUCGAUGACAAUUUACACUUUAUGGUUGUUUAAAAGAUCAUAGCAUGAUUGCAAAAUUGCAUUGAGACGCACAAAGUUUGGCAGACGACGACGUUAUAAAAUACUUUCUCCCUGAAUUUGUUUUGGUGUGAAAACCUGACCACUUGUGAGUAUAACCGCUUAUAACGUAAGAGGAACCCCUUUUUUAAUGAUUCUGACUAUUAUAUUAUUUUACUUUGCAGAAGCUGAUCAACAUGACAAUGUACGACAAGCAGUUGUAUGCAAACGUGGAGGAUUUAUUGGUGUAAUUAGAUACACGUCCGCAGUGUAUGACUGGCUAACAUUUUGAACACUUCGCCCAAACAAGUGUGACGAUAAGGUUUUCGCCCAAAACUGGAGGACUGAAUCUUCGCGGACGGCACAAUAACAACUGGGGGAACUAACUCUGUAGAAACGACUUGGCAGCGAGAACGGAAACUCGUCACGAUUUCCUGGUACACGGAGAUCUGCUUCGAGCGAGCUUAUACGGACGUCAAGGAUAAGACAAUCUUUGGUUCCACAGUACUUUUAUUCUAGGUCAGGCCAACAAGCGACAUGACCUCUAACAUACUCUAGUUUGUAAUCAUCAAAGCUGUACAAGGUACUUGCUUAAGAAGUAACUGGUGCGAAGUGCUAUUGUUACACAAAUCGCAAUAUUUGGAUAAGGACACAAAGGAGCGGAAAAAAGGCUCUUUGAAGCUAAACAAAAACUACUUAAAUAUUCCAUCUGUUUCCACGACGGAAAGAAUCUCAAAAUUAAAAAGACGGAUGCAAUAAACUUUAGGCCAUUAAAGUAGGAAACCUAGGUGCGAAUUUACAGCUCUGGUAUAGAAAACAAUACCUAUCUUAAUUGCAGUAGCGCAGCUCAGGAAAUAAAAAAAAGGAAAAGUAAUUAAAAGUUUCUGCUUAUUUACGCAAGAUUGGUUUGGAAACCAUUGCAUGAAAAGAAAUUAGAUUUACGCGUAAAAACUCAGCUGCUAUCUACCAUGAAAACAAAUGUUUCCAGAAAGACCAUUAACACUUACAUUUACCUAAAAAAACCCAUGUACUAGAUGACAAAAGUGCCGACAAGCAGGUGCAUAUGAUGAAAGCGAGUAACAACAAAAAUCUAUUCAAAAGCUACUGUGGUUUUUAUGCAUUUUUUUGAUUUAUUGAAAUGAAAGGACUUGAAAUGGUUAAAUGUGAAAGUUUACGAAUAAAUAUGUUCGGAAUAACACACACGGGAAAAUCAGUAAAUUUUCCCGUAACACAAGUUUCAGGGAUUAAUCAUCGUUUCCUUACACACUUACUUGGUAGAAAUAGCCAUUUUGUGUUAAGCAGUUAGGCUGGAACGUUGUAACUCAAUUGAUUUUAUAUUCUUAAACGCUGUAAUGCUUUUAUCAGUUUACCGAUAAAGUAUACUCUAUUUUCUCUUUAACAUGUUUGGCACUUACACGCAUGCUCGACACAAGCGUUUGUGUUCAGUUUAUUUUCUGGCUCAAUUCUGAAAGGCAGGACAGCGCGGAAAUAAAUUCCAAUUCACCAGAUUGAUGAGAUCUCGCUCUGAGUGUCAUAGCUGUGUACAAUUUUUUUAAUUGCUUAAAAAAUUUUGCUGCAAAACCCGCUUUUUUGCAGGAAAGCUAUAGUACGCAUAAAUUGCUUUCCCUAAGCCCGCCUUUUCCUGCAAUACCAACUCGAAGUACUUUUACACUGAAAGUAUUUGUAAAAUUAAAGAUAUUCGAAUCAAAAUUGUACUUGGCACAUUACUUCUGCGAGAAAUUUUGUUGUUUUGGCUAAUAGCCCGAUACUAUUACUACCAGAUACUAUUAUUCAGCGAAACUGGUCUUAGGUACAUGUUUUAGCCUUUUUUCCCUGGACUCGUUAAUGAAAUAAUUUUCAUUUUUUUUAUAAUAAAAGUGUUGAAAAUUUCGGAUUUGACACUGUCUGCAAGAUGAUACUGUACGAAAGUUUUCAUCUUUCACUCCACGAAAUUGAUCUGUUAUAUAUUGACCCAUCUUUCUAGAUCUCUUUUUUCGAAGAAAGGAAAAAACCAAACCAAUGUUACUUGGGCUUAAAAAAGCUUCUGAAAGUGCAAAAGAUCGCUUGUAUGUGUUUCAGUAGACUAACAUCCAAGAAACCAUGUUCUCCUGUCACUCUCAGUUGAAGUUAAGAGUCGAUCAAUCUUACAUAAUUACUAGGUUACCUUUUGGUCAAAACCCUUCUUUCCUCAGCUGAAAUAAAUAAUUGCACGAGAAACAGUACCUGAUAUGAAAACAACGCUCUUUCAGUUUGGAGCAGAGGUCGCUUGAGAUAUGGUCUUAAUGUUCAAAUGAAGGAGAGUUUUGCGUCUGUUUUGAAAUAUUCUCUGACGUUAUUUUGCUUCUGGGAGCAAAACGAUGCUCCAGCAUACAGAGGAGAGGGGGUGAAAUGCGGGGGAGGGGGGGAGUCGCCUUAAGAAAAUGAAUUCACUGAAAUUUUUUAUAUAAUACACAGACUACAACUUAGCUCAUCAGUGACACAAUCUUUGCAUCAGGGCUGAUGGCGACUUGAUGUCGUCAAGAAUGGCGGUUUCGGAAAAAGUCAUCUAUUAUAUCCUCUUAAAGAAUUUAAAGAAAGCGACAACACUUUUGAGUUUGUAAGACAUGUUUCGACAGAAACGUCUGUCAUCUUCAGUUAAUUACUCUAAAAAGCGUUGAAAGUUGAAUUGUAUGGUAAAUAGAACAAUGCUAAUUAAGAUGGAUAGUGACAACAAGAAAAGAGGUAAAGCAUGAAAGUGUGAGAAUUAAAAAGAUAGUUUUAGAUUUACAUGGUAUAAUUGCUGAUUCAAAGAUGGUUGUUCUCUUUGAAUAUAAAUAGCCUCCUUUAUCUUAAGCUGAAAGCUGGUGGAGGCGUGAUCUAAACCAUGGAAAUUAUCUGUAGAACACAUAGCGCGACAAUGUGGAGAAUCUUUCAGAUGCCUGAAAAUGCGAGAGGCCCUGUCACUGACUAAGUGCUCUCCAACACAUUUGAAAAAAUGUUGGUUCUGACAUAGCUCUAUACGAGCGCUAAUUAAAAGAAUUGGCUAUACUUAUAGACCUUGAUAAACAAAUUAUUACAUGUCUUCGUAAAACACACAAGGACAUGCACCACUAGUGGAUUACAUUUACAUUACAGCUUCACUUAAUGAAGCGAUGUUUUAAAUCUGUUAAAUUAUAAUAAUGUUGAGUCAUUCUUAUACUUGAAAUGAUCUUCAAUAUAGUCAUAUUCAGCUGUAUAUUACUCAUAGGGGAGUCACUUUAUUAUUCUUAUAAUUUUAGAACACGGCUGCAAAGAUCCGUCUGCUAUGAAUUAGCUAUAAAUAGGUACUGAGUUCCUAAGAAGGAACUGAUUUAUCAGCGAUACGUAAGGUCCUGAUAAUCCCUAAUUACUUUGUGACUGCUGAUGUUCGUAAUCGCUCCUGUGGCAGGUUAGUGAGGUUUGUUGCUUUGCGUAAAAAAAAGAGCCAUGGAACCAGCUAACUUGAACUAACCAUGAUAGCGAGAUUUACUACUAAAAAUGUGUAUUUUAUGCUUUUACCAAAACCAUAUUCAGUCUGACAUUAUAACCUAAGAAUUGCUUUGCAAUUUUGAACGACUGAGUUUCCUUCAGUAAAUCAGUACUUGUGGAAACCAGACUAAUGAUAGGUAGAUUUCCAUCGUGUUCUUACAGUCAUUUAUAUCACAGAUAAUCACAACGAAAAAAACGGAUGGAGAGAAGUGCUUGCAUGCUCAUUGACAAGGUAACACCGAAAGGAAAAAGAAUUUCAAUGCAAAAUGGUUGGUAAAUAUGUAAAUAUUUAUAUAAAACUAUACAAGCAUAAUAUAUCGUCCACACGGGUGUCGUAAAUGCUUUGUUAUUCGAUCAGUAAGUAUUAUUUUGAAGUGUAGAUAUGUCUCAAAAGUGUUGUUCGAUAGAAGAUUUUGUUUACGCGGUCUCGUACAUGCAUGAAAGUCGUUUUUUUUCGAUUCUGAGCAGAAAAAUUGCAAUUCUUUGAAUAAAGAUUUGGUCUUGAGAUAUUUCUUAGUCGUUUUUGCCUUGUCGUAGUUUUCGGGUAGAACACGAUUACCUGGUAAACCCAACAUACUGAGUUAUAGUGUACUUUUUUUUCCGUGCACAACUUGUAUCUGUAUGCUAUGUUAUGGAGGACAUGGUACUCGUUCAGGUAGCUGUUUGUAUAUCGUAUAUACUCAAGAAGCUAGAGUUGCUCUCGGCUGCACCUCGAGCAACUCGUAUCCUUCUCACGUGCUCUCCAAACUUCCCAUGGGCCAACUUCAUGUUUUUUAGGUGUCAACGUUUUUGUUAGCCAGUAUGUCUUGGAUUGGUCAGAUGGUGACGUUAAAGUGUCGGUCUGAUGGUGUUCCUGUACCAACGCUCGCCUAGUAAAAACCUGAUGGAAGAGAAAUAAACAGAGUCAUAGCCAGGGAAAGCAAAAUGCAACUGACGCUCAAAGAUGAUCAAGAUUUUUGUGAGUACGACUGUAUUGCUACAAAUGGACUGAGUCCCUCUGACGACAGAAAAAUGGAAAUAGCACAUGUAAUGAACAUUCGAAGAAGAUUUUGAUUACGUAAUCGUUUUGUUUUGAUUUAAAGCAAGAAAAAAGUUCAGUCUUGUUUCUUUGUGGAGCUUACGCCCCAAAUUUUCCUAGUGUACCAUUGUUCACAGUUUGAAUUACCUACUUGGCUAGCAUUCCUGAUAAACCAGUUUGUAUAAGUAAACUUUACUCUUAUAGUGGUACGCUCCUUAAGUACCGAGUCAGUUGGAGUUAGGAGAUCGACGGAGAUAGAUUAGAGUUUCUUUUUAUACAAGAUUGUUCCAGUUACGUAACGUUGCAGUCUCUCUAAGCCCGCAAAGAGAGGAUCAGGCGUAAGUUCCAGCUUAUAGUGUUUAGUUUCCUUUUCUUUUCGACUUCGUUUGUUUUGUAAUUUGUCUCGGCCCAUCUUUUGAUCUUGUACAUUGUAAUCUCCCUUUUUCAGUUUUCACUGCAUGUGUACGAUAGUCAAACGAUAGCACGUUGUUGAAUCAACUUGUGUUGUCGAUUCCUACACUGUGGUUGACACUCCCCGAACUCCAGUGCACAACACCCCGUGUCCGCUGCAUUGGGUACGCGACAGCACAGAUAAGUAAGAUUCAGUUGUUGCUUCAAUUCCCAGGAAAAAACCUGAAAUUACCCAAUAUCAUUAAUCAUCCAACACACUUUGUUUCUUAGGUGCUCGAGGAAAACAGAAGUAAGACGUUCUUUUUUCCAAAUGUAGUACUGGCGUAGACUAAACGAAAAACUACUAUUAAAAGGAGGCCUAAGGUAUGUCAUAAGAAAAAUACGUGAGAAAUACAACAACAGGAGUCAGCAGAAAAAAUUGGAGUUUCCAAAUCAGUUUAAAAAAUAACCGUAUUCUGAGUGGACUAUUCAGUUAGCUUGUAGACACGAAGGUUAGGGAACAAAAUGAAUUAAAAUAAACCAUCUCCAUAAAUAACUCAUUUAUUUUUUAUUAAAGGAUAAAGAAGAAAGUGCCCGUGAAGUGAAUGCCCUGACGCUGAAAGCGAUUGAAUCAUAAAAAAAUGAGAGGACGAAGUGAUCUCAGCCAGUUUCAAGACAUGGAGCCAGAAGUUAUGUCUUUACCUGCAUAGUGAAUGUUACGGUGAAAUGUCAAGCUGAUAUAUACUUCACAUUUUUUCAGAGAGAUAUGGAGAUAAAGACCUUGAAUUAAGCUAUCUUAUUGCAAGUUACUUUGUCCAAAAUCCUACAUAAUACAUAGAUAUAAUAGAAACAAGUGAUACUCAAACUCAAACUGCUGGCCAAGUUGCUGAUUACGCAACACUUCAUCUAUCAACCCGCUCCUAGGAAGUAUCAAGGGAUCAAGGUAAGCUUUACCUUUUUGCCAAGGAGAGUUAAAAAAGUUGUACUCGUCGUUUAGAGUUAGGAAUGAGUUGUUAAGAAUCGUUCGCUGAGAUGUGAUGCAGUUCCUUUAAAAGAAACGUUUCUCCUUUCAGUCCUCUAUGCCAUAUUUCAUGGUAAAAACCUUCGACUGAGAAAAGAGUGUACAAGGUUUACAGGGCGUCUCUUUUUCUGCUUCUUCUUUCCGCUUUUACUCGGCUAUGAAUACUUGAUAACCUCAAAUAUCUGAAACUUUCAAUAUUUACUGAAUUUUCCCCAAAUUUUUAAAUGGGCGAAGUGAUUUCUAUCGUUGUGACUCGCACAGUUAUUAAUAUAAUUGAUGACUGUAGAAAUUUAUCUUUAGAUAGCGCCUCGGAAUCAGACAGGAGAGAUUCAUUGAAAGAACUUGAAACGAUGAAGCAACUAGAACCACAUCCAGGUGUCAAAAAACUUUUGCAAUGUGUUACAGGAACUGGUGAGUUGUUUUCAUUAACUUUUAAUGAUAGAUUUUGUCUGUAAUAUGUAAAUGAAAUAAACUUAAUCUUAUUUUUCAGCUUUAGUUCAGCAGAUUUUCUUCUUGAGAUAAAAAAAACUUUUAGUAGCAGUAUCCUGUAAGACUCCUUCUCGAUAGAACCGCUUCCAUCGAGACCUCGCAGCCCGUAAUGUGUUGGUUGGGGAAAACUAAACAUGUUAAGUAGCAGAUUUUGGAAUGGCGAGAGACGUACAACGGCAAAAUAUUUAUGAAAGAAAGACAAAGGUAAUUUCAAACAUGACAUUUAACUGCAUCACAUGAACGCAAUAAUUUUGCCAUUACUCCUCUCUAAGACUCCUUUCCAACUCAAAAAACUCUAUUUCUUAAAACAUAAAAGCUUCAUUUUUUGUAAGAAUGUGGUUUUUAUGCACGUGAAACGAUGACUAUUAAAUCCUAAGGGUCGUCUUCCAGUAGAGUAG